Amaranthus tricolor (Joseph's coat) is the source of this 3130-nucleotide messenger RNA. RefSeq names its product subtilisin-like protease SBT1.2. The transcript has a single exon. The record is from RefSeq and is a predicted model, not a curated record. Gene Ontology annotation, molecular function: serine-type endopeptidase activity. Lineage: Eukaryota; Viridiplantae; Streptophyta; Magnoliopsida; Caryophyllales; Amaranthaceae. The coding region runs from base 589 to 2928 and encodes 779 amino acids. Gene Ontology annotation, biological process: proteolysis.
GAAUUUUUAUCUUUCUCUAAUAUAAGACAACUCAGAUAUGAAUAAGUAAUAACAAUGGACACUUCACAAACCCGAGGGCUCCCUUCAGGGUAGUCACACCCCAAGACACAAGCCACACGUGCAAAGGGAGCCAUACAAAUUUCAAACUCUUCUAGAGCGUGUGAAAAUAAAUGCAAUAAGCAUUAAACUCUUAUCCACUCAAAUUCUAAAUCUCCAUGAAAUCCAAAUACAAUAUUCUUCAUCUUCAUUCUUUCUUUUAUCAAUCAAUUUCAACAUUCCCAAACCAACCAAUAAUCUAAGACCAAAUACUACAUUUCUAUAAGUAGUACUCCAUAUCCCAUCAUCUACUUAUAACAAUGGACUAUAAUUAUUUCAUUUUUGCAUGUAAACAUUAAAUCAAACCAUUAUAUCUCGUGAAAACAAAAAUCCUCAGCUCGUUUCAGCUCCUACCAAAGAUCCUCGUGAAGAAGAGCUCUUCUUAUUUCACGGGUUUCGUAUUCUUCUCUGAUCAACACUCCCAAUUCACCCUUCAUAUACCCCAUCGAACCUUCCCACUUAGCACCAUGUACCCAAAUUUAAGCUCUUUUAAUGGCUUCCACACCCAAAUCUUCCCUUUUUCUUUCAACCCUUUUCUUUUUUUGUGUUUUUAUGAAUACCCAUUUAGCCUUUUCUCUUAAUACUUACAUUGUACAACUACACCCACAGACUAAAACCUCAGCUUCUUAUUACCCUUCUAAGCUUGAUUGGCACCUUUCUUUUCUUGAGAGGACUGUGUCUUUGCAGGAAAAUGGGAAUUCUCGAUUUUCUUCUCGUCUUUUGUACUCUUACCGGUCUGCAAUCGAGGGUUUUGCGGCUGUGCUUAGUGAGCCAGAAGUGCAGUUGUUGAGGAGAAUGCAUGAUGUGAUCACGGUUAGGCCUGAUCGGAGGCUUGAAGUGCAUACGACUUACUCGUAUAAGUUUUUGGAGCUCGAUGUUCAAGGGGUUGGAGCGUGGUCUAAGAGUGCGUUUGGGAGGGGCACAAUUAUUGGCAUCCUUGAUACUGGGGUUUGGCCAGAGAGCCCGAGUUUCAGUGAUCAUGGGAUGCCGGCCCCUCCUAAGAAAUGGAAGGGUGUUUGUCAAGAAGGGCAGAAUUUUAACGCGUCGAGUUGUAAUAAGAAACUUAUUGGUGCUCGGUUUUUCAUUAAAGGUCAUCAUGUGGCAAAUGCACCACUGGAAUCAGAUGUAAGUCCUGAAUAUGUGUCACCGCGUGAUUCUUCAGGGCAUGGGACCCACACAUCGUCCACGGCUGGAGGAUCACCGGUUUCAAUGGCUAGCGUGUUAGGCAAUGGGGCUGGCACGGCUCAAGGGAUGGCACCAGGGGCUCAUGUUGCUAUCUAUAAAGUGUGCUGGUUUAAUGGGUGUUACAGUUCUGACAUACUUGCUGCUAUGGAUGUAGCAAUAAGGGAUGGUGUGGAUGUGUUAUCUCUUUCUUUGGGUGGAUUUCCGAUCCCUUUUUAUGACGACACUGUCGCGAUUGGAAGCUUCCGAGCAGCAGCAAAGGGAAUUUCGGUCAUCUGUGCUGCAGGAAACAACGGGCCUAUCAAAAACUCGGUUGCUAAUGAGGCACCCUGGGUUACCACAGUCGGAGCAAGUACUCUUGACAGGAGAUUCCCUGCCUUUGUCAGAAUGGGAAAUGGGAGAUACCUUUAUGGGGAAUCCAUGUUCCCGGGGAAUCAUUUCCCGAGGGCUGAAAGAGAGCUUGAAGUAGUCUACAUAACAGGCGGCGACAUGGGGAGUGAAUUCUGUCUAGAAGGUUCAUUGUCUAGAGCACAAGUUUCCGGGAAGAUGGUGGUAUGUGAUAGAGGUGUGAACGGAAGAGCAGAGAAAGGCGAAGUUGUGAAAAAAGCCGGAGGGGUUGCAAUGGUUCUAGCCAACACCGAGAUUAAUCUUGAAGAAGAUUCGGUUGACGCUCAUGUCUUGCCGGCUACUCUGAUUGGUUAUUCCGAAGCAGUUCAACUAAAGAGUUAUAUCAACUCUACGAAACACCCAACAGCAAAACUUCGGUUUAUGGGUACUGUUAUUGGAAGGUCUCGAGCACCAUCUGUUGCACGUUUUUCAUCUAGGGGACCAAGCUUGAACAACCCUUUAAUCCUCAAGCCAGACGUGAUUGCGCCAGGCGUCAACAUCAUCGCUGCCUGGCCGCAAAACUUGGGCCCCACUGGCCUUCUAGGAGAUUCUAGAAGAGUAAACUUCACUGUCAUGUCAGGAACAUCAAUGGCAUGUCCUCAUGUCAGUGGCAUUGCUGCUCUUAUCCACUCUGCUCACCCAGAUUGGUCGCCUGCCGCAGUUAAGUCAGCCAUUAUGACAACAGCCGAUGCAACUGAUCACUACGGAAAGCCUAUCAGGGACGGAAAUGUGCCUGCCGAUCAUUUCUCCAUAGGCUCGGGACAUAUCAAUCCUUCUAAAGCUAUCGAUCCAGGACUGAUAUACGAUAUCAAACCAGACGACUACACAACACAUUUGUGCAGUCUCGGAUACACAAGAUCCGAAAUUUUCACAAUUAGUCACAGGAACAUAAGCUGUAAAGAGAUACUGCGGAAAACCAGGGGAUUCAGUUUAAAUUACCCUUCGAUUUCUGCCAUUUUUAACGGGAAUAAGACAGUUAAGGUGAUCAGCCGGACAGUAACCAAUGUGGGUGCACCAAAUUCCAUCUACUCGGUGGAAGUCAGAGCACCGGAACAAGUAAGAAUCAUAGUCAAACCGAGAAAGUUAUUGUUUCGACGAGUUCAUCAAACGUUGAGCUAUAAAGUGUAUGUUAUAGCCAAGAAAGGAGCAAAGUCGGGUAGCACAACUCAAGGAGAAUUGAGAUGGGUGCACUCGAGCAAAACCCGUUACAAGGUCAGAAGCCCCAUCACAGUAUCGUGGACAAACAAACAAAGGAAUAAUUGAAGGGUAUUCUCGAUCUUCAUCAACUUGCAAACUCGCAGAAGUUACGAGUUUGGGACUAAAACUAUUGAAUGCCAUACAUUCUUAUGAAUUCAAAUGUUGAAGCAACUAGAUUCUAUUGCUUCACAAUAUUUUCUAACAUGUUCUUUAUGUUACUACUUACUAUUCAAGUCCUUACUUCAUUUAUGAGAUUCAGAUUCUAUAA